CCAUCUACUAUGGAGGUGCUAGCGGCGGAGCUGGGAGCUUCAACGCCGGAGCAACUGGCGGCUCCCAUAAACACGGUGGAGGAAAAAUGGAGGCUACUUCCAGCAUUUCUGAAGGUGAAAGGACUUGUAAAGCAGCACAUAGACUCGUUCAAUUAUUUCAUCAACGUAGAGAUAAAGAAAAUCAUGAAAGCCAAUGAGAAAAUCACAAGUGAUGCUGACCCAAUGUGGUACUUAAAAUAUCUCAAUAUCUAUGUGGGUACUCCAGAUGUUGAAGAAAGCUUUAAUGUAACAAGACCGGUUUCUCCUCACGAGUGUCGCCUGAGAGAUAUGACUUAUUCUGCCCCAAUUACAGUGGACAUUGAAUACACUCGAGGUAGCCAGAGAAUUAUUCGCAAUGCACUACCUGUUGGCAGAAUGCCAAUAAUGCUGCGCAGCUCGAAUUGCGUCCUUACGGGGAAAACUCCUGCUGAAUUCGGCAAGCUUAAUGAAUGUCCUUUAGAUCCAGGUGGUUACUUCAUUGUCAAAGGUGUGGAAAAGGUAAUUCUUAUUCAAGAGCAGUUAUCCAAAAACAGGAUAAUUGUAGAAGCUGACAGAAAAGGGACAGUUGGUGCUUCAGUUACCAGCUCCACUCAUGAGAAGAAGAGCAGAACUAAUAUAACUGUGAAGCAGGGGAGGUUCUACCUGAAGCACAACACCCUCUCAGAAGAUAUUCCCAUUGCCAUUAUCUUUAAGGCCAUGGGUGUCGAGAGUGACCAAGAGAUUGUGCAGAUGAUUGGUACGGAGGAGCACGUGAUGGCUGCCUUUGCCCCCAGCUUGGAAGAGUGCCAGAAAGCUCAGAUUUUCACACAGAUGCAGGCAUUGAAGUAUUUGGGAAAUAAGGUACGAAGGCAGAGGAUGUGGGGAGGACCCAAGAAGACCAAGAUGGAAGAAGCGAGGGAGCUGCUGGCAGCAACCAUCCUUGCCCAUGUCCCCGUGAAAGAAUUCAAUUUCCGCUCCAAGUGCAUUUAUACAGCUGUGAUGGUCCGCAGGGUGAUUCUAGCCCAAGGUGACAAUAAAGUAGAUGACAGAGACUAUUAUGGUAAUAAGCGACUGGAGUUGGCGGGACAGCUUCUUUCCCUCCUCUUUGAAGACUUGUUCAAAAAGUUUAACUCUGAGUUGAAGAAGAUUGCUGAUCAAGUAAUUCCCAAGCAAAGAGCGGCCCAGUUUGAUGUAGUUAAGCACAUGCGGCAAGAUCAGAUCACCAAUGGUAUGGUGAAUGCUAUCUCUACUGGAAACUGGUCACUGAAGAGAUUCAAGAUGGAUCGCCAGGGUGUGACUCAAGUGUUGUCCCGCUUGUCAUAUAUAUCUGCACUGGGAAUGAUGACGAGAAUCUCUUCUCAGUUUGAGAAGACAAGGAAAGUGAGCGGCCCUCGAUCUCUGCAGCCGUCUCAGUGGGGCAUGCUGUGUCCAUCCGACACUCCCGAAGGAGAGGCUUGCGGAUUGGUUAAAAACCUAGCUCUGAUGACUCACAUUACUACUGAUAUGGAAGAUGGCCCUAUUAUUAAAUUAGCUGGUAACCUGGGAGUAGAAGACGUAAAUCUUCUCUGCGGGGAAGAACUUUCAUAUCCCAAUGUCUUUCUUGUUUUCCUUAACGGCAACAUCCUUGGUGUCAUUCAGGAUCACCAGAAACUGGUCAACACAUUUCGGCUGAUGCGUAGAGCAGGCUACAUCAAUGAAUUUGUUUCAAUCUCCACAAAUCUGGCAGACAGAUGUGUCUACAUCUCUUCUGAUGGAGGCAGGUUGUGCAGACCCUACAUUAUUGUAAAGAAGCAAAAACCUGCUGUUACAGACAAGCAUAUGGAAGAACUUGCACAGGGUUACAGGAACUUUGAAGACUUUUUACAUGAGAGUCUGGUUGAAUAUUUGGAUGUGAACGAGGAAAAUGAUUGCAACAUUGCACUGUAUGAACAUACAAUCACUAAAGCGACAACACAUUUGGAGAUUGAACCUUUCACCCUUCUUGGUGUCUGUGCUGGCCUUAUUCCAUACCCUCACCAUAACCAGUCCCCAAGAAACACUUACCAGUGUGCUAUGGGGAAGCAAGCCAUGGGUACCAUUGGAUAUAAUCAAAGGAACAGAAUAGAUACUCUUAUGUAUCUGUUGGCAUAUCCGCAAAGACCAAUGGUCAAGACAAAAACCAUAGAGCUGAUAGAAUUUGAGAAACUGCCUGCCGGACAGAAUGCCACUGUUGCUGUGAUGAGUUACAGUGGUUAUGAUAUUGAGGAUGCUCUUGUUUUAAAUAAAGCUUCUUUAGACAGAGGUUUUGGAAGGUGUCUUGUGUACAAGAAUGCUAAGUGUACUCUCAAGCGUUACACAAACCAGACAUUCGACAAGGUGAUGGGGCCCAUGCUGGAUGCAGCUACACACAAACCGAUUUGGCGCCAUGAAAUUUUAGAUGCUGAUGGGAUUUGCUCUCCGGGUGAAAAGGUAGAAAACAAGCAGGUGCUUGUGAAUAAAUCAAUGCCGACGGUGACCCAGACCCCUCUGGAAGGCAGCAGCGUACCGCAGCAGCCACAGUAUAAAGAUGUGCCAGUCACUUACAAGGGUGCAACUGAUUCAUACAUUGAGAAAGUCAUGAUAUCUUCAAAUGCAGAGGAUGCAUUCUUGAUCAAAAUAUUGCUACGGCAAACUAGGCGUCCUGAAAUUGGAGACAAAUUUAGCAGUCGUCAUGGGCAAAAAGGGGUUUGUGGCCUGAUUGUGCCUCAAGAAGACAUGCCAUUUUGUGAUACAGGAAUCUGCCCCGAUAUUAUCAUGAAUCCCCAUGGCUUCCCAUCACGUAUGACGGUGGGAAAACUAAUUGAACUUCUGGCAGGAAAAGCUGGUGUCUUAGAUGGUAAAUUUCACUAUGGAACAGCAUUUGGAGGCAGUAAAGUUAAGGAUGUGUGUGAAGAUCUCAUUCGCCACGGCUAUAACUACUUAGGAAAGGACUAUGUAACAUCUGGCAUUACCGGGGAGCCCUUAGAAGCCUAUAUCUAUUUUGGGCCAGUGUAUUAUCAGAAGCUGAAGCACAUGGUGUUGGAUAAGAUGCAUGCCAGAGCUCGAGGACCAAGGGCAGUCCUUACCAGGCAACCUACAGAAGGCCGAUCUCGUGAUGGUGGCUUACGUCUGGGAGAAAUGGAACGGGAUUGCUUGAUAGGCUAUGGAGCCAGCAUGCUCUUGCUGGAGAGACUUAUGAUUUCAAGUGACGCGUUUGAAGUGGAUGUGUGUGGCCAGUGUGGACUGCUGGGAUAUUCUGGCUGGUGCCACUAUUGCAAGUCUUCAUGUCACGUGUCCUCCCUGCGCAUACCGUAUGCCUGUAAACUCUUAUUCCAAGAACUUCAAUCUAUGAACAUUAUUCCCAGAUUAAAACUGGCCAAGUACAACGAGUAA
Euleptes europaea (tarantolino) is the source of this 3408-nucleotide messenger RNA. RefSeq names its product RNA polymerase III subunit B (gene POLR3B). The transcript is spliced from 28 exons. The coding region runs from base 10 to 3408 and encodes 1132 amino acids. The record is from RefSeq and is a predicted model, not a curated record. Gene Ontology annotation, molecular function: ribonucleoside binding; DNA binding; DNA-directed RNA polymerase activity. Gene Ontology annotation, cellular component: RNA polymerase III complex. Lineage: Eukaryota; Metazoa; Chordata; Lepidosauria; Squamata; Sphaerodactylidae. Gene Ontology annotation, biological process: DNA-templated transcription.